AUGACUCCGCCUCUUCACUCGCGGACGACGUAUCACGCGCAGCCUAUCGCCAGCAUGUUGACACCGUCCGUCAACAUGGCUUUCGGCGACGCGCCCAUGGGCGACACCAUCUUCAACUUCGAGUUGAUACGCAAGGAACUCUUCAUGGCCGGUCAAACUGCGCCAGCGAGUCGCCGACGGACUCGUCGCGUACCACGGUCUCUUCCUGGUACAAACCUGCAGUCGUUUGUUCUUUUCGCUCCCCGACCGGCUCCCGCACCAAUCAAGACGGCUACCGACGUGGUGUUUGCCACCUUCGAAUUGCUGGAGAAGAUCCUGAUCGAAAUGGACAUUUACUCUCUCGCGUGCGAUCAACGCGUUAGUACCUUCUGGAAGGAAGUUGUUGCCAGGUCGCCCCAGCUGCAACGAGCUCUUUUCCUGCAGCCUGGUACCGGUCCUGUCAACUACCUGAAGCUCACCGAGGUUGACUUCCCUGAUGACGACGAGGAUUUCUUCGAGGAACUGAGCCAUCCUGAGGUCGAUGCUCACCCGAAGCUUCCACAGUGGACCUACUCUCCCACUUUGUCUGCCCAUCAAGGCUUCACCAUCUAUGAAUUGCACCCCUUGCUGAUGGAGGCUGACUGUCUCCUUAAUCAUUCGGAGCUGCUACCCUCAGAAUUUGCGGAAAACUGUCUUCUCGACUUCUGCAUUGACGUGGAGAGCAUGAUGUCCUGGGCACCCGGCCCCUGGCAGAUCAUGGCCAUCUCCAACCCGGGUAUAAAGUUGGAGCAACUAAGCUAUUCCUACACGAUUCACUCCCUUGGUACUUCAAGGCGACGGAGUGGCCUAUGGGUGAACAAGACCAUCUGGCAUCAAUGUGCCACAUUGGGGCACCUGCGGGAUAUCGUCAGAAGGACUAUGGAGUUCGAAGUAAUUGUGGAGGGACAUGGUCACAAGGCGCUUGAGUACCUCAGAUUCUCGGUGAAUGAAGAUCAGGGAGCGGUGAGCGAGGAGAUGUCCUUGGUCCGGGUUGCCAGCCAACAUGAUCCCGCGUGGUUGAUACCACAAGCUCCACAGUCGAUUACGGAAAUCAUGGUGCGCCCGAAAUCGAAAACCUUCAAGACUCACUCCAAGGAGCAAAAUCAGAGCGCGCACAUCUCCAACAAGCUUUCGGACAUGCAAAAAUCGAAGUUCGACGUCAUCUGUUCGGCUCACCCACUCUUACAGCAUUUGCGGACUAGCGAGCCCAAGAAUGUCAACGACCAAGGCUACAUCAGCAUUUGGAUUGAUGGAUGGGCUCUCUUGAGCCUGAGUGGAGGCUCGUGGGCACGGGCUUCUUUGCUUCAGCCGCCAUGCCCACGCAGCAUUUUGAAAUUUCCAGCUUUUCCUGACUUGACCUUCACUGAUAAGCAGACGGUGACUUUUGGGUUCCUCGUAAAGCAGCUAAAAGCUCUUGCGGGCGCCGGUGCCCCAGCAUACAAGGAACCGGUUGUUGAACUGCAGUUCAAAGGCUUUGUGGAAGCCGGGGCACCUGAAGUUGUGAAGGCUGGAUUGAAGCAGAAGGGUUGA
This is a messenger RNA of Ramularia collo-cygni, 1548 nucleotides long. RefSeq lists its product as uncharacterized. The record is from RefSeq and is a predicted model, not a curated record. The transcript has a single exon. NCBI's taxonomy places the organism in Eukaryota, Fungi, Ascomycota, Dothideomycetes, Mycosphaerellales, Mycosphaerellaceae. The coding region runs from base 1 to 1548 and encodes 515 amino acids.